AGUUUCAAGGGGCGUAGCAUACCUAUCUCGACUUUGCUGAUAUGCAUGAUAGCGAGUUGUGCAACAUGUGCAGAUUGUUUUUGCUUGAUUAUUGCAACAUACUGCAUCACUGACAAAUAGGCUAGCUGAGCUGCCCAACAGACUUGAUUUGCCAUUUCAGAGCUAUAUCAAGUUUAUGUAUCUCUCGUCGUUCAGUGUAUCCACAGCCAGAUGCUGCAAGAAUGUGAUUAUUAGGAACACGCUCUCAAAAAAUGGGAUAGCAUGCCCAAGUUUCACUUUCAGUUGUAAACACUCGAGCACGAGCUCAACAUCAUUGUCAUUGGGACUGUUGAGUAGAUCUAGGCUUAAAAUUGUCACUGAAAAUACAAAUUUUCUCAGCAUUUGUAAUGUUCGAAGAAUCUCCAGCGGAAAGAACUGGCUGAAUUUAAGGUGUACAAAAACAUUUUACUCUGAUCCAUUUCAAAGCGAAAGUCAAAUAAGGCUAAGCCGGAGCAAGUGGAGCUUUUCAUCACAAUUUGGCAUCCAGCGAAGGGCUGCAUCAUCACACUGGGAAAUGGCGGCGGACAAGGCUAAAUUGCGAUUUUUGAAGAACAGAGAGAGAAGAGCUCAACUAGAUAAAGCUCCGCAGCAGAGUGGAGUAGUUUCACUGCAAAUUGUUGGAAAUGGAUCAAUCGAUUGCCCUCCAUCUGUGCUUAUCAUCACUGAUACGUCUAGAUAUAUUUUCAACUGUGGAGAAGGCACUCAGAGGUUGCUGAUGGAGUGUGGGACGAGGAAUCUGUCAAAGCUUGAACACUUAUUCCUCACCAGAAUGUCUUGGGAGAAUGUUGGAGGAGCCAUCGGCAUGACCAUUACUCUGAAGAACAUUGGAAUUCCACGAGUGACGAUGUAUGGACCACCAAAUAUGGAAGAGUUCAAGAAGGCAAUACAAAUCUUUGCAAAGCAUGAAGCUAUUGACAUCAAUCUGAAGCCUUACAGUGAAGGACCAUUCAUGAAUGACACCAUGGUUGUGACUGCUGUACCUCUCUUUUCGACCAAGAAUGAAGACACAAUUGUCUCAACAGAAACAGAUGAUAACCAAGGAGAAGAAGGCUGCUCCGAAACCAGUGACAGGGAAGAUAAUGUCUCCCCUGUGCCAAGUGAAGAAUCAGGAGUCAAAAGGAAAGCCGCAAGCCCAUUGGAUGUGAUAGCUGACAUGAACGUAAAACUACAAAGCACAGGUGCCUCUGCAAAGAAGAGGAAAACGGAAAGAUUACCAGAUAUGACUAUUGCAUAUGUUUGCAAGUUACAUGAUAAACCUGGAAAGCUACUGGUCAAGGAAGCUGUUCAGAUGGGGCUCAAACCGAAUCUUCAUUUUGAGCUUGUCAAAUCUGGAAAAUCAGUUACAUUGGACGACGGUACCGUGGUGAAAGCUGAAGAUUGCCUGGGCCCAGUUAUACCUGGCCAAGUUUUCAUUGUUCUGGAAUGUCCAUCAGUAGAUUACAUUGAGCCCAUCGUGAGCAAUGAGGUUUUCACCAGGCAUUUCAGUGAUUGUGGUGAGGAUGCAGCUAGCUUGGUUCUUCAUAUGUGCCCUGAGGAGGUCCUGCAUGAUGAGAGAUACCAGCAAUGGAUCACCAGAUUUGGAGCAACUGCGGAGCAUAUAAUCUUCAACGAGUCGUGUGAAAGUCUGAGGUUAGACGCAAGUAGAGGGCAGCAGACAUUACUCAAUCAGCUUCAUGAAGGCAUCUUUCCAAUUCUACCAACUCACACCUUGAAAGCCACUCCCAUUCCUCCACAAAUCAAGAUCAAUGGCAGUGAAUCUAUAGCUAAAGUGACAUAUGCAGAGAUAUACAACAAACUCCAUCUCAAGCCAGCUAAAGGGUGGGAAAGAGACUUCAUCAUCUCAGAAGACCGGCAGAGGUUCCUUGACGAGCUGGGACCGUUGAAAGGGUUCCAGGAGAGUCUGAAGACACUCAAAGCUACACUGGAAGAGACUAAGAGUGACCACACUGAGUCAACGGAGCAGAAGUACCCUGAGGUGGUCUUCCUGGGGACAGGAUCAGCCAUGCCUAACAAGGCUCGUAACGUCUCAGGGAUACUUCUCAAUUUCAGUGAGAACAAGUCAAUGAUCAUGGACUGUGGAGAAGGAACGUUUGGUCAGCUGUGUCGUUACUAUGGUGAUAAAGUUGAUGGUGUCAUGGCCAGCAUCCAGUGUAUCUUCAUCUCCCAUAUCCAUGCUGAUCACCAUGCGGGUCUAAUCAAUCUACUGAAACAUUGGAAGAGAGUUACAAAGUCAGAUGAUUCUGGGAACAAUCUGAUUCUGAUCGGUCCGAAGAGGAUGUUUAUCUGGCUCAAUCUCUUUGACCAGCACUGUGAGUCGUUCAUCCAUAGAACCAGGUUUGUGGAGCUAGCAGACCUGAACAUCAACCAACAAGGAGAGAGAUCAAGACAUGAAGCAUCACUGCUGUCAAGGUUUAAUCUCAAAGAGUUCAACACAGUGUAUGUGAGGCAUUGUGCUAAUGCCUAUGGAGUAACACUCACGCAUCAAGAUGGCUGGAAGAUGGUCUAUUCUGGAGACACCAUGCCUUGUGAUAACCUCAUCAAAGCAGGAAAGGGAGCUGAUCUGUUGAUUCAUGAAGCUACUCUCGAGGAUGGUAUGGAAGAAGAGGCAAAGAAGAAAAGACACAGCAUGAUCUCCCAGGCCAUUGAGGUAGGCCAAUCCAUGGAGGCCAAGUUUCUGCUCCUGACUCACUUCAGUCAACGCUACCCCAAGGUACCCCUCAUUGAGACGUCCUCCACCAGCAAGAUAGGCAUCGCAUUUGAUAACAUGAGGGUUUCAUUCUCCGAGCUUGACCUGCUUCCUCAGUUCCUUCCGACCCUCAAGUAUCUCUAUGCAGCUGAGAUCCAGGAAUUAGAGGUCCUCCGGGAAAAGAAGGCAGAGAGGAAAGUCAUCAACAAACAGAUGACAAAGAAGAAGAUGCCUUCCACAUCAUGACAUAUGUGAAUGGAACCAAGAUUCUUUGCUAUCAUCAUCAUCUAUAACUUUCCAAUCAACAUCAAAUGCCCUCUUUGAUGGAAGCUGGAACACUUGAAAACUUGUUACCUGAAAUUACUCUAUGAAUGGAACCAAGAAGAUACCUUCCACAUCAUGACAUAUGUGAAGAGGCAUGAUUCCUUGCUAUCAAGAUCUAUAACUUUCCAAUCAACAUCAAAUGCCCUCUUUGAUAAAAGCUGGGACACUUGAAAAUUUGAUACCUGAACCUACCCUGCAUCAGGGUUAAAGUAAUGUGUUUGUCUUGUGGUAAUGAUUCUGUACCAGCUGACAGUUUGAAACUCUCAUCCCAAAUAUACAAAAUAAAAAAUUGAACUGGUACAUGUUUGUGUUAAUAACUCCAACAUAGAAUUUAUGAAACACUCAUCCCAAAUUUUCAUUAAAACGUUGGCCAAUUCCAGGAGGGGAUUGGUCUGGUUUUUAAGUGAGUUACAAUAACCCUGGUUAGCUACUGAAAUCAUUGCUUUUUUUUAUAGAAAUUUGACUGAUAAAAUGUGUUUUGAAACAGGGCCCAGAUUUGCAAAAGUUGCACGCCAUACAAUAACUGAAUCACAACACUGAACUAGUAUAGGGAUGCUUUUAUUGAAGAAAAAAUUGGCCUUUAUAAACAAUUAACAGAAGUUUCAUUAGAUGAAAGUUCCUGGUACAUGCAUUACAAUGUACCAUGGGAAAUUGUUCAAUACUUGAUUUUCCCCUUGGUUCGAACAUUGAAGAGUAUUUAGUAAAUAGUGUAAGAUAAAAGUCCCAAAUUUAAUUUGCUGAUUUUGGAUUAGUUUUCAUGAUACAAUUAGAAAGCCAAAUGUGAGAAGUCUGUUUUAAUGUCUUUGUAUAACAAGAAUAUUUUUGAGAUGUUUAUACAUGUAUUUAUAUUGAAGAUAAAUCAGAGAGUAAUAAAAUGACAUGAAAUAUUCCACUA
Strongylocentrotus purpuratus (purple sea urchin) is the source of this 3944-nucleotide messenger RNA. RefSeq names its product zinc phosphodiesterase ELAC protein 2 (gene elac2). Gene Ontology annotation, biological process: mitochondrial tRNA 3'-end processing. Gene Ontology annotation, cellular component: mitochondrion. Gene Ontology annotation, molecular function: 3'-tRNA processing endoribonuclease activity. The record is from RefSeq and is a predicted model, not a curated record. The transcript is spliced from 24 exons. Bases 176 to 2971 code for a protein of 931 amino acids. Lineage: Eukaryota; Metazoa; Echinodermata; Echinoidea; Camarodonta; Strongylocentrotidae.